CACUUUGUACCUUUCUCGCCGCGACAGCGAAGCGGGCCGGGACGGGCCGGGCCAGACCAGACCAGACCCCGGGGGGCGAUGCGGCUGCAGCCCCUGCUGCUGACUGUCCUCUGGGCCGCGCUCCUCAGCUCCCCUCUGCGGGGGGGUUGUGGCCUCCGCCACGAGGUCUACUGGAACUCCAGUAACCCCAGGCUGCUUCGAGGAGACGCCGUGGUGGAGCUGAGCCUCAAGGAUUACCUAGACAUCUUCUGCCCACACUAUGAGGGUCCAGGGCCCCCUGAGGGCCCCGAGACAUUUGCUUUAUACAUGGUGGACUGGCCGGGCUACAAGGCCUGCCGGGCGGAGGGGCCGGGUGCCUUCAAGCGCUGGGAGUGCUCCCUCCCCUUCGCUCCCUUUGGCCCUGUUCGAUUCUCAGAGAAGAUUCAGCGCUUCACACCCUUCUCCCUUGGCUUCGAGUUUUUGCCUGGAGAGACCUACUACUACAUCUCAGUGCCAACUCCGGAGAGUCCUGGCCAGUGCUUGAGGCUCCAAGUGUCUGUCUGCUGCAAGGAGGACAAGCCUGAGUCAGCCCAUCCUGUUGGGAGCCCUGGAGAGAGUGGCACGUCAGGGUGGCAAGGGGGGGCCACUCCCAGCCCCCUCUGUCUCUUGCUGCUGCUGCUGCUCCCAAUUCUGCGUCUCCUGAGAGUUCUCUGAGCCAAGCGGACCCUUCCUGCCACCCCCAGGAACCAGAGCCCUCCCAAGACUCCCUGGAGGAGGGCCCCUGCCCCCUACCUGAGCUGGGAGUGCCAAGCCAGAUAGACAAGAUGGAAGAAUGAUUGGGGAAGUCAGAGGGUCUGGGGUGACCCUUGCAGGUGCCGGCCUCCUCAUCACAGGCUGAAGAGGAGCUGCAGGGGAGCUGCAGACGGCCCUGGGCACCCUGGAGCAGAGGCGAGACAAACAUAGGGUCUCUGUCAGCUGCUUUGAUGUUCUCAUCCCAUCCCCCAGGAAGACUGGGAUUUGAUGGGAUCGGAUCCUUGAGCCUGCUAGGGGCCAAGGCCAAAGACCUGGGGACAGGUGGAUUGCUGGACCAGGUCAAGCAAGAAGCCCAGGCCUGCCAUCUGUGCCCAGUGCCCUGUGGGCCUCUUCCCUGGGGCAGCACCUUUCCUCCCCAGGGGGUCACUCACUUGUCUUCUGUGAAGACGGACUUGCCAUGAGGUCAAAUUUCAUGCCGAUUUGUAUUUUUAUAAGUGUCUGGACCAAACCUUCAAUAAACCUCCCAUCUUUUUGUUGCUUUCCCCAA
This is a messenger RNA of Hippopotamus amphibius kiboko, 1279 nucleotides long. RefSeq names its product ephrin A4 (gene EFNA4). The transcript is spliced from 4 exons. Gene Ontology annotation, cellular component: plasma membrane. Lineage: Eukaryota; Metazoa; Chordata; Mammalia; Artiodactyla; Hippopotamidae. The coding region runs from base 79 to 693 and encodes 204 amino acids. Gene Ontology annotation, molecular function: ephrin receptor binding. Gene Ontology annotation, biological process: axon guidance; ephrin receptor signaling pathway. The record is from RefSeq and is a predicted model, not a curated record.